Messenger RNA from Schizosaccharomyces osmophilus, 1305 nucleotides. It is a transcript of the gene anp1, whose product is annotated as Golgi mannan polymerase I complex subunit Anp1. The record is from RefSeq and is a predicted model, not a curated record. The transcript has a single exon. Gene Ontology annotation, biological process: cell wall mannoprotein biosynthetic process; protein N-linked glycosylation. Gene Ontology annotation, molecular function: alpha-1,6-mannosyltransferase activity. Gene Ontology annotation, cellular component: mannan polymerase complex. Bases 1 to 1305 code for a protein of 434 amino acids. Lineage: Eukaryota; Fungi; Ascomycota; Schizosaccharomycetes; Schizosaccharomycetales; Schizosaccharomycetaceae.
AUGAAACCUGAAAAGCUUUUCGGAAGGGAUGGUGGACCUUUCAAUAUCUCAUCAAAUCGGUUUCACCCCAAAACUUACGGAAGUUCCUUGUUUCGACAGAAGGGUGCUAGAAUUGCCAGUGUGAUCGGCUUAAUAUUUAUUGUCUUCAUGUUUUUCCACAGCUCUUUCUUUUCAGCUGUCGAGCAAAUACCCUCUUCCUUGUAUACGAUGAAGGACGAUCCUUCUUACCAUUACAAGGAGUAUGACUUACGUGACUUAAUGAAUGUAAAAUUUACUGGAGAUUACUCUAAAAGCGGGCAUAUUCUUAUUUGUGCUCCUCUUAGAAAUGCUCGGGACCAUUUGACUAUUUUUUUCGAUCAUUUGCGCAAAUUAAGCUAUCCUCAUCACUUGGUUGAUUUGGCCUUCUUAAUAUCUGAUACUGAUGAUGACACCUAUGAUUCUUUAAAGUCCAAGCUAGAAAUUAUUCAAAAAGAUGAUGAUCCAAAAGUGCACUUCAAUAGUGCGGUCAUUUAUUUAAAGGACUUUGGUGCAUUAGUUGGUCAGGAAUUUAGUGAUCGACAUGGAUUUGCUGCCCAGGGUCCUAGACGUAAGCUUAUGGCUCGUGCGCGUAACUGGUUGUUGUCCGCUGCUCUCAAACCGUAUCACUCUUGGGUUUACUGGCGUGAUGUGGAUGUUGAAACUGCCCCAGAGACUAUUAUGGAAGAUCUUAUGCGUCAUGAUAAAGAUGUUAUUGUACCCAAUGUAUAUCGCCCCCUUCCUGAGUGGUUUGGUACCACUGAACAAGCUUAUGAUUUAAAUUCUUGGUCUGAAUCAGAAACUGCCCUCCAAUUAGCCGAAACUCUUGAUGAAGAUGCUGUCAUUGUUGAAGGAUAUGCCGAAUAUGCUACAUGGCGACCUCAUUUGGCAUACCUUCGUGAUCCUAAUGGCGAUGCUAAUUCUGAAAUGAGUUUAGACGGUAUCGGUGGUGUCUCGAUCAUGUCUAAGGCAAGGGUUUACUUUGAGGGAUGUCAUUUUCCUGCUUUCUCAUUUGAACGCCAUGCUGAAACUGAGGGAUUUGGUAAAAUGGCUAAGCGCAUGGGCUUUUCUGUUGUUGGUCUACCUCAUUAUGUUAUUUGGCAUAUAUAUGAACCAAGUGAUGAAGAUAAAGUUAUUAUUGCUGAAAUGGAGAAAGAACGAAAGGAAAGAGAAACAGCCGAAAGAGAAGCGGAAGCUCAAGCUCAUCGUGCUCAGAGCGCAACUCAGCGGUAUAAUGAUAACGGGGCUGAAGAGGGUCCUUUAGCUCAUGGUAAUGACCACAGUUCCUAA